GCUGGCUCUGCCUCCAGCGCCACGCGGAAUGUGCGUGCGAGCAAUGCUCCAACGGCAGCUCCUCGCGCGGAGUCGCCGGGCGCCGGCCAAGGAGGCACCGACGAGGGCGAUGCCGGCAAACCGGCCAAGGAGGCAGAGGGACCACCGAAGGAAGCUCCGACCUCACCCACCAAAGCGACCACUCGCAAGGCAAGGGCGAAGAGCAGGACGCGGAAGAAAGAGCCUCCACCUGACCCAGGUCCAAAGUGCCAGCUCUUCUUCCUCCCACUC
Molecule: messenger RNA, 270 nt
Organism: Symbiodinium sp. CCMP2456
Lineage: Eukaryota; Dinophyceae; Suessiales; Symbiodiniaceae
Source: the annotation of a GenBank genome assembly